Botrytis fragariae is the source of this 1218-nucleotide messenger RNA. Its product is annotated as putative pantetheine-phosphate adenylyltransferase family protein. Gene Ontology annotation, biological process: coenzyme A biosynthetic process. Gene Ontology annotation, molecular function: dephospho-CoA kinase activity. Lineage: Eukaryota; Fungi; Ascomycota; Leotiomycetes; Helotiales; Sclerotiniaceae. The coding region runs from base 1 to 1218 and encodes 405 amino acids. The record is from RefSeq and is a predicted model, not a curated record. The transcript has a single exon.
AUGUCACAAUCCCUACUUUUGCUCCCUCAACACCCCGCACCAGCUAUACCAGCAACUCUCAGUGCUGCAUACUCUUCAUCAUUAUCAGCGGUACUUUCGAGUCUUAAAACUUCAUCGUCAAGUACCAAGCUUAUAAUUGCACUUGCCUCGUCAAGUUUCAAGGAUCGGUUGAAGGAACCAAGAUCUCAAAUUUACAAUGAGGUGGAGAGGCUACUGGGUGGUCUGUACAGCUUGAUCUGUUCCAUAUGUGCCAAGGAAGAUAUUGAUAUUACAUCCAAGUUACCUGGCGCUGUGGAUUUUCGCAUCGUUUUAUUGGACUAUGAUUCUACACGCUUUUCCACUAACAAGAAUUCUGGGCGUGAUGCCAGUCUUGGGGUUUUGGCUGGCGGUCCUAUCGUUGGACUUCCUCUCUUCGCAAGUACUCGACGCCAAUGGAGCAAAAUAUUUUCAGUGCAAGGCGAGGAAGGACAAAAUUUGCUUCGAGACUUUCUACAUUGCGCAAAUGGGAUUAGUCCUCCUUUACGUGCAGAAUUUCAAAUGGUCAGUGGUGGAGUGAGCAUGAUUCAAAAUACUCUACAGUCUGUACAACCAAAUUCUUCUGCCUCCCAUACUGUGGUGGCAGUUGGUGGCACGUUUGAUCAUCUUCAUGCGGGCCACAAACUUCUGCUUACAGCUACGGCACUUUUAUUACAACCAGCCGCCGGCCUUCAGGACGCUUCCCGGAGAUUGAUCAUCGGUAUCACAGGGGACGAAUUGCUGAAGAAUAAAAAAUAUGCCGAUCACUUGCAGAGUUGGGAGGAACGACAAAAUGACGUCGUUGAAUUCCUCAUAUCGAUUCUUUCUUUCACGCAGACUAGUCAGGAGGAAGCAAUUCAAACAUUUCCAUUGGAAAUUUCAAAUGGUCGAGCAACACAUACCAAACUCAAUGCUUGCUCGAUCACUAUCGAGUGUGUUGAAAUUCAAGAUGCUUAUGGGCCAACUAUUACGGAUGAAUCCGUUACCGCACUCGUUGUGUCUGGAGAAACUAGGUCGGGCGGACAAGCAGUGAAUGAUAAAAGAGUCGAGAAGGGCUGGAAGGCACUAGAAGUUUAUGAAGUCGAUGUGCUCGAUGCGCAAGCUGGUCUCGAGGCGACUCCUACAUCAGACUUUGCUUCGAAAAUCAGUAGUACUGCAAUAAGAAAGCAGAUGGCGGAUCGCGCCCGGACAUCGUCACUCUAA